UUAUCGAUUUCAUUAGCGAUAAUUGACGAUAAUGUUAUCAUGUCAUUGUCAUGCCAAAGAAAGCCACAUAAGACAUGUAUAAAAUGAAAAUGACGUAUUAUGUUGGAAGCCUCUAAAUAUCUUUAAAAUCCUAUUACUUUUAAAUUUUAAAAUUGUUUGGUUAAGAACAUCAUCAAAGGGAAGCCAUGUUGAAGUAAAAAGAAAAAGAAUGUUGUGGAAUGCAGAGUGUGGUGUCAUCCCAUCAGAGCAGUGAACGAAUUAUUUGUUAAAAAUAAGUAAAUUAAUAGUGACAACCAAGUACUUUUUAUAUUUAUGUAAAUAUAUUCUAUAGAGACUGCUGCUUGAUAUAAAAAGUGUAAUUGUUUUAAGUUUGCUGGGAAUAAGGAUUGAUGAUUCUUUAGCACUAUGCAAGUAAAUGUAGCUGGACUUCGUAGAAACCUAAAGAAUAUAGCACAUAAUUAUUCUGAUGCACAGAAGAAGGUACGAGAGGCUACCUCAAAUGAUCCAUGGGGUCCUAGCAGUACCUUGAUGGCAGAAAUUGCCGAUUUAACAUACAAUGUUGUGGCCUUUACUGAAAUAAUGCAAAUGAUAUGGAAACGAUUGAAUGAUCAUGGAAGAAAUUGGAGGCAUGUCUAUAAGGCUCUAGUUCUUUUAGAAUAUUUAAUUAAAACUGGGUCUGAGAAAGUGGGACAGCAAUGCAAAGAAAAUAUUUUUGCCAUACAAACAUUGAAAGACUUUCAAUAUUUGGAAGAAGGAAAAGAUCAAGGUCAAAAUGUAAGGGAAAAGGCAAAAGUUUUAGUGAAUUUGCUAAAGGAUGAUGAGAGAUUAAAGAACGAACGUGCAAGAGCCUUAAAAGCUAAAGAGAGAUUUGCACAAACUGCAAGCGCCUUUGGCAGUGACGGAGGACUGGAUACCCCUAGUAGUCCCAAGUACCCUGCUUUUGGUGGAGGCAGUUGGAGUAGCAGCAAAGAUUCAGUUGAAUUACCAAAAGAACUGGAACUGGCAAGACCACAGACCGCAGGGGAAGAAGAAUUACAAUUGCAAUUAGCUUUAGCAAUGUCAAGAGAAGAAGCAGAACAAGAAGAACAAAAAAAGAGGUCUGAUGAUGUCCGAUUGCAGAUGGCACUUAGCCAAAGUCAGCAGGAUUUCAAGGAGGAGCAAGAGAAACACAAAGGAAAUCAGAGUCACAUGUUGGACCUUUUAGACGUCAAUUUGGGUAGUGAAGCUGCUGCUAUUGCGAACAACGAUCCUUGGAGCUUGUCGCAGCCUCCACCUCGACCUCAGUCUUUGGAUUUCUCUCAACUUUAUUUUAUGUCGAAGCCGUCAGGGGUUGAUCCCUGGCAGCCGGUAACGGGUGUGAAAUCGCUUGGGGGGAGCCCGUGGAUAGCACCGCCCAUUUCUGCCCACUCGCCUCCAAUUCCUCCUACCUCGUCCGCAGUGCCUUUAGAUCGGAACGUAGCGGCGGCCGCACGGGCCGAUCCCUGGUCACCGGCCAGUCAGAGCUCUUCGACUGAUCUGGAGGACUUCGAUGCAAUCACGAAUAGAACGCAGUCGCCCAAAGUAAACGGUACAUCGAACAAUAACGACGUGAACGGUAGUAAUGGGACUGCGGAUCCCUUCGAACUGAACUUGCUGAACGAGAAUUUGCCUUCCCCAGGACCCAGUCCGUCGACCGGGGCCACAAAGAAGACACCCCAAGCCUUCCUCGGAGACAACGCCGCCCUGGUGAAUCUUGAUAAUCUUGUCACGCCGAGUAAACCGUCAACACUUUCGUCAGCUGUUGCAAACCCGUUCUCUGAUCCCACGCCCCCGAAGCCGUCAAUAAAUCAGAUAAAACAGGUACCGUUCCAGCCGGCGCAAUUCACCCCCACAUCCACACCUGCUUAUCCCACAUCAGGUCUGGGGGUGGCUUACGUUCCACCACAACCGACCUCGCCUUACGCUAUCAGUCCCCAGUUUGCCACUUCCGCCACUAGCGUGCCGUUCGCUUCACCCACCACUUUUGGCCCCACGGGUUCCGCUGGGCAGCCAACGAACGAUCCCUGGGCACCGAUCGGGACUUCGGCGAGUCCGUGGGGUGUUAAACCACGAGAACAAGCUAAUCCAUUCUUGUCAUAACAACGUAACGACCGUGGUCUGUUGCUGAUCAAUAACAAUAAAUUGUUGAGCAUAUUGAAUAAUAAACAUCCAAGUUAAUUGAGUAUUAGAGGUACAACUUGAUAUUGUGUAAAAUUAUAUAAAAAAAAGUGGUGCGAAGUACUAGAUAGGAAUUUUUUGAAGUACAUAUAUAAAUAGAACAGUAUGAAUUUUGCUUUACAUGUACAUUUUCCGAGUCAUUCUGUUUUUAUUCUUUUUUUUAGUCAACGGAAACGUUCAAACUAAUCAAAUGUCGUUUCUAAAAUUUGUCUUCAUUUUUAUUUAAUUUUUUUUUGCUUAUCACACGCGAACGUAUUGUGAUCCAUAUUGCUCAUUAUUUUUUUUUAUUUUUUUGUAUUACUAUUCGACGUUGCUCAGUGUAUUUAGCGAUGUAUUCUUAUCUUACACUUUUUUAUACUACAGAUUUUAUAUCAUCUUAGAUGAUGAAACAAUUCUAAAUAAAAAAAAGGAUUAAAAAUAAUAUAACACAAUAAUAACAUAUAAAUAUACUUUUCACGGCUGGCACGUGAACUUGUGCACUUUUAAGAACUUGCACGCAGUAAAAACACCAAAAAUCAUUUAUUUUUUUAUUACUACUGUUAUUAUUAUUUAUGUUUUAUGCCUAUCGUUGUUAUUAAUUAAUCUAUUAUUCUUUUUGCUGUCACGCUUUGUAGAAAACGCUUAGUUUACAUAAAUUAUGUUUGCAGUGGAGAACGCUAUUAAAGGUGUAUUUGUUCAUGUGUUUUGCGAAUAACAAGGACGUGGUUGCAACAAACUUAUUAUACAGGGUGGAGGGCGAUUGGCUUUAGUUAAAGUCAAAAUCGGUGUGUUUAAAAUACGUACUUGCUUACCUAUACAUGUUUUUAAUUAAUAGACACCUUCUACAUAUGUAUUCUAAUGUAAUACAAAGAGUCAAUAGUU
Molecule: messenger RNA, 3057 nt
Organism: Agrilus planipennis (emerald ash borer)
Lineage: Eukaryota; Metazoa; Arthropoda; Insecta; Coleoptera; Buprestidae
Gene: lqf
Product: epsin-2
Exons: 9
Coding region: 406-2118 (570 amino acids)
Biological process (GO): endocytosis
Cellular component (GO): clathrin vesicle coat; plasma membrane; endosome
Molecular function (GO): phospholipid binding; clathrin binding
Source: RefSeq, a predicted model, not a curated record